AUUUAAUCGCAAUUUGCACCCGCGUUGACUAACACUUUGAUCGGUGGUGACAUGGCCAUCGGAUUUUGUUGACGUGGACGCACCGGCGAUCAAGUAAAACGACGUCGUUUUUGUCAAGUUUUUUUAAAUAAAAAAAUAAAUAAAAAAACAAAAAAACAUGAAAUCCGGCGCCCCUCCCCCUGACUCUCUCUCUCUCUGGCCCAUUUCUCUCCCGCCGCGCCCCCUCUCUCCUCUGCUCCGGCGAGCAGCCAGCCGGCCUAACCUCUCCCGACUUCCCUCUCUCUCGUCUCUCACACACAGACCAAGCACACACACUGACACAUGAGAACUCACACACACAACGCACCAAAUCCUCAGCCACCAAAUCUCGACACCCUGCUAUUGUCACCGGUUGAGAGUAGGGCGGCGAUUCUCGCCGUGAAUCGAGGGUGAAACGGCGGCAGCCGUUGGCUAUUGACGUGUGACAGAAGGAGAGGGGAUUUCAGAGAGAUUUAGGGAUUUAAGGAGAAGGGUUCUGAAAUUGGAAGAAUUUUUGGGGGUUUUCGUAUUUUGAGUCAGAAUGAGAGACGAAGGGCGGCGUCGUCGGUCUGUUGGCGGCGGAGGAGAAGCCGGGGAGGUAGGUGCCGGUCUGCUGCUGCUGUUGCGGCGUCGAUGUCGGAGUUGCAGAGGGAGGUUGAAGUAGGGUUACUGAAAAGAGAAGGCUGGGGGAUUUAAAGUAAUCCUCGCUCUGAAAUCCGGCGACGACACAGCCACCGUCCAUGUCUCCGCCCCUAGAUCCCCAAUCCAGAUCUGAGACGGAGGCGGUGGCCUGAGGUGGAGGGCGGCAGAUCGUGGGGGAAGAGGAAGUCGCGGUGGCCUCCGAUGGUCGGGAGAGGAAGUCGCAGCGGCUGGGCUGCUUCGAUGGCCUCGGAUGCUCGGUGGUCGGGAGAGGAAGUCGCAGCGGCUGGGCUGCUUCGAUGGCCUCGGAAGCUCGGUGGACGGGAGAGGAAGUCGCAGCGGCGGGGAUGAACGGCGGCGGGGCAGGAGAUUGAAGAAGAAGACAUUUUUCUUUAUUUUUUUUAUUUUUUCUCCCUAUCAAAACGACGUCGUUUUGAACGCGUGGCAUUCCACUGUGUAAAAAAUGCCAAGUGUAAUGCCACGUAGUUUAAAAUUUUUUCCACGUCAUUGCCGGUCAAACAUAAGAGUGGCCGGAACUUUCGCCGGGUGCAAAUUGCGAUUAAAUUGAAAGGUCAUGUAUUCUGGGGCUAAUUUUGAAGGUCAUGUGCAAUAUGCAAAUCUCAAAAUAGUUCGUGUAUUUUCCGGCUAUUAACCCUAAUAAUAAUAAUAAUAAUAAUAAUAAUAAACAAAUCUUACCAAGGGCCUGUUUGCUAGCUUUGGUAAGGCAAGACUAUUAUUUAGUCUAAUGUUAUUUUUAUGUUUGCUGUUUCUUGUGGGUUUUGCGUGAAAAUGGAUGCUGUUUUUGAUCGGUUUUGUUUUGAUUUGAUUUGUGAUGGGGUUAUUGAGUUAGGUGUAAUUGAUGGAAUUUUAUUUGUUUGCUGCAGUCCUUGUUGUAAUUCUUGAUUUAUUGAUGGUUUAUUUUUUAUUUUUUGUGCAAGAAUUGCAUGUUUUGACUUUGUCUUGUUUUGAUGGGGGCUUUGGUUGAAAAGUUGUAAUCUUCAAAAUUUUGCUCUCUCGCACUAUGUAAUACUAGCUUAAGCAAAUGAAUAUAGUUUUAGGAUAUGAAAUACUAGCUUAAGCAAAACUAAUGAGCUGUGAAGGAGUUCUCUUGGGACAACAAGUAUACUGGAGUUCAGAUUCUUCUCUUAAAGGUGUUGAUGCAUGGAGGUGGAGGAGCAUACACUUCCACAUUGCAGCAAUACCAAGCCAAGGCUGAUUACUUCACCUGCGCCUGCAUGCAGAAGAACGACAGCUACAAUGUGCCCAUGACUCCUGGUGGACUGCUCUAUCUAUGGGAGUGGAACAAUCUGCAGUACUCUGCCUCUGCUGCAUUCGUCAUUCGGAAUAUCUUGCAAAGGCAAAAGGCGUUCUCAUCUUUGCAAAAUCACAAGUAUAUAUAUAUAUCAAUCAUCUUCUUCUUGCUUGUUUGUGCUGAAUUUGCUACUGAAAAAUCCAAUCUUUGGAAGGCUGAUUACAUUCUUGGCAAGAAUCCCAAGAACUUGAGCUAUGUCGUCGGCUGUGGGGACAACUAUCCGGUCCAUGUUCAUCUCCCUCCUCGGUUCCGCAGUGGGGUGUAUUCAAGGAUUUGAGGCGUGGUACAAGCAAAUGUAAUCUUGUCUAUGAUUUGUUCCAAGAAGCAUCUGUAGGUGGUCAUCUAGUUCAUUCUCCUAAGAUGCUCACCUAGAAAGCAGGAAAAUUCUUUAUCCAUCCAAUCGUGACUGGAGGGUUGCAUGUUAUGUUCACUAAACUAUUCUUUUAGCUCAUUACUUAAAGCGCAGCAGCGGCUAAGUGAAUAUGAUUAUAUUAAAGACUAAAAUGAACUCA
Messenger RNA from Salvia miltiorrhiza (redroot sage), 2481 nucleotides. Its product is annotated as endoglucanase 5-like. Gene Ontology annotation, biological process: carbohydrate metabolic process. Gene Ontology annotation, molecular function: hydrolase activity, hydrolyzing O-glycosyl compounds. Lineage: Eukaryota; Viridiplantae; Streptophyta; Magnoliopsida; Lamiales; Lamiaceae. Bases 1815 to 2246 code for a protein of 143 amino acids. The record is from RefSeq and is a predicted model, not a curated record. The transcript is spliced from 4 exons.